Messenger RNA from Euleptes europaea (tarantolino), 3521 nucleotides. RefSeq names its product potassium voltage-gated channel subfamily H member 2 (gene KCNH2). Bases 9 to 3521 code for a protein of 1170 amino acids. The transcript has 15 exons. Gene Ontology annotation, molecular function: inward rectifier potassium channel activity. Gene Ontology annotation, cellular component: membrane. Gene Ontology annotation, biological process: potassium ion transmembrane transport; membrane repolarization during action potential; regulation of heart rate by cardiac conduction. The record is from RefSeq and is a predicted model, not a curated record. Lineage: Eukaryota; Metazoa; Chordata; Lepidosauria; Squamata; Sphaerodactylidae.
ACGGCAUCAUGCCCGUCCGGCGCGGCCACGUCGCCCCCCAGAACACCUUCCUCGACACCAUCAUCCGCAAGUUCGAGGGGCAGAGCCGCAAGUUUAUCAUUGCCAACGCGCGGGUGGAGAACUGCGCCAUCAUCUACUGCAACGAUGGCUUCUGCGACCUCUGUGGCUACACGCGGGCGGAGGUCAUGCAGAAGCCGUGCACCUGUGACUUCCUGUACGGGCCACGCACCCAGAAGAGCUCCACGGCGCAAAUUGCCCAGGCCCUCCUGGGCUCCGAGGAGCGCAAGGUGGAGAUCUGCUUCUACCGGAAAGAUGGGAGCUGCUUCCUGUGCCUGGUUGAUGUGGUGCCCGUGAAGAACGAGGAUGGGGCCGUCAUAAUGUUCAUCCUCAACUUUGAGGUGGUGAUGGAGAGGGACCUGCUGACCAGCCCGGUCAAGAACACCAACCACUGGGUCUCACCGGCAGCCUGGCUCCCCACAGGCCGUGGCAAGUCCUUCCGGCUGAAGCUGCCUGCGUUGCUGGCCUUGGCCGGCAGCAAGCAGUCGCUGCCGCAGGAUGACCCCGACGAAGAGGGGGUGGUGGAUCUUUCCAAGCAGAGCAGCGAGUCGGUGGCCCUGGACGAGGUCCCCUCCUCCUCCCUGGACAACAACUGCCUGGGCUGUGGGGAGCCGGAAGACCGGCAGGCCUUGAUGGAGCGCGAGGGGGGCCGGGAGUCGGAGCCCCCCGUCACCCACUCCUCGCCCCGGGUGGACAAGGCCCGCCUCAACCUGGACACCUCCUUCUCCAACUGCAGCCUGACCCGCAGCCGCUCCCGCGAGAGCUUCUUCAGCGUGCGCCGAGCAUCCUCCGUGGACGACAUAGAGGCCAUGAAGGCCGAGGGCGAGAAGGGGCGGGGCCAGAGCCGCCACGCCAGCACAGGUGCCGUGAACCACGCCCGGAGCCACCUGCUGAACUCCACCUCCGACUCGGACCUCAUGCGCUACCGGGCCAUCAGCAAGAUCCCCCAGAUCACCCUCAACUUUGUGGACUUCAAGGCCGAGGCCUUCCUCACCUCCCAGUCCAGCGAGAAGGAGAUCAUCGCGCCCAGCAAGAUCAAGGACCGCACCCACCACGUCACCGAAAAGGUCACGCAGGUCCUGUCGCUGGGCGCGGACGUCCUUCCGGAAUACAAGCUGCAGGCCCCUCGCAUCCACAAAUGGACCAUUCUCCAUUACAGCCCCUUCAAGGCGGUCUGGGAUUGGCUGAUCCUGCUGCUGGUCAUCUACACGGCCAUCUUCACCCCUUACUCGGCAGCCUUCCUGCUCAACGACGAAGACGAGGUGCAGCGGCGAGCCUACUCCUGCUACUCCUGCAGCCCCCUCAACGUGGUGGACCUCAUCGUGGACAUCAUGUUCAUCAUCGACAUCCUGAUCAACUUCCGGACCACCUACGUCAACUCCAAUGAGGAGGUGGUCAGCCACCCGGCCAAGAUCGCCAUCCACUACUUCAAGGGCUGGUUCCUGAUCGACAUGGUCGCCGCCAUCCCCUUUGACCUGCUGAUUUUCGGCUCUGGAUCAGAGGAGACCACCACCCUGAUCGGGCUCCUGAAGACGGCACGGCUGCUGAGGCUGGUGCGCGUCGCCCGCAAGCUGGACCGCUACUCGGAGUACGGGGCGGCGGUGCUGUUCCUGCUGAUGUGCACCUUUGCCCUGAUCGCCCACUGGCUGGCCUGCAUCUGGUACGCCAUCGGGAACGUGGAGGGGGAGACCAUCGGCUGGCUGCACUCGCUGGGCAGCCAGAUCGGCAAGCCCUUCAACGACACCAACCCCCACCACGGGCCCUCCAUCAAGGACAAGUACGUCACCGCCCUCUACUUCACCUUCAGCAGCCUCACCAGCGUCGGCUUCGGGAACGUCUCCCCCAACACCAACCCGGAAAAGAUCUUCUCCAUCUGCGUCAUGCUCAUUGGCUCCCUGAUGUACGCCAGCAUCUUCGGAAACGUCUCGGCCAUCAUCCAGCGGCUCUACUCGGGGACGGCCCGCUACCACACCCAGAUGCUGCGCGUGCGGGAGUUCAUCCGCUUCCACCAGAUCCCCAACCCACUGCGGCAGCGUUUGGAGGAGUAUUUCCAGCACGCCUGGUCCUACACCAACGGCAUCGACAUGAAUGCGGUGCUGAAGGGCUUCCCGGAGUGCCUGCAAGCCGACAUCUGCCUGCACCUCAACCGGACCCUGCUGCAGAACUGCAAGCCCUUCAAGGGGGCCAGCAAGGGCUGCCUGCGGGCCCUGGCCAUGAAGUUCAAGACCACCCACGCGCCCCCCGGGGACACGCUGGUCCACGCGGGCGAUGUCCUCACCGCCCUCUACUUCAUCUCCCGCGGCUCCAUCGAGAUCCUGCGUGGCGACGUGGUGGUGGCCAUCCUGGGGAAAAACGACAUAUUUGGGGAGCCCCUCAACCUGUACGCCCGCCCGGGCAAGUCCAACGCAGAUGUGCGAGCGCUGACCUACUGUGAUCUGCACAAGAUCCACCGGGAAGACUUGCUGGAGGUCCUGGACAUGUACCCGGAGUUCUCCGACCACUUCUGGUCCAACCUGGAGAUUACCUUCAACCUGCGAGAUACGAACAUGAUCCCUGGCUCCCCGAGCAGUGAGGAAAUAAAUGGCGGCUUCAACCGGCUGCGCCGCCGCAAACUCUCCUUCCGCCGCCGCACCGAGAAAGACGAGGCAACUGCAGGAGAGCUGAAAGCCCAGCACAGGGCCCUGCCGGGGGGCCAGAACUGCCAAGGCACCGCCCCCCGUGGCCCGCCCAGGUGGGACCCCUGCCUCAGCAGCUCAGUGGCAUCCAGCCCCCGCUCCAGCGACGAGGAGGAGGCCCCCAUCGCUGCCUCCAACGCUGCGCAGCUCUCGCCUUCCUGCCCCACGGCGGAAACCCCUUCCCCCACAGCGACGGAGCGCAGAGCCAGUGACACCUGCAACCCUCUUUCAGGGGCCUUCUCUGGUGUGUCCAACAUCUUCAGCUUCUGGGGCGAAAGCCGAGAGCGCCAGUACCAGGAGCUGCCACGCUGCCCCGUUCCUGCCCACACAACCCUCAAUAUCCCCCUGGUCAGCAGCUCCGGGGGCCGACGCCAUCGCUGUGAGCUGGAGAGCCGCCUGGACCUGCUGCAGAAGCAGCUGAACAGGCUGGAAGCCCGCCUGACGGCUGACGUGGGAGCCGUGAUGCAGCUGCUGCAGCGGCAAGCGGUCCUGGUGCCACCGGCCUACAGCACCGUCUCGUCUCCACUGCCACCGCUCGGCCCAGAGUCCGCCCCAGGAGCGUGCCCCCUUCCUGCCACCCCCAUCCAAGCCCAGGCGCUCUGGCUCCCCGUUCAGGUCCCUGGCUUCCCGGCGCCACCGGUGAAUCCCGCCCAUCCCAGCGACGUGGUGGUGCUGGUGGAGCCGUCCCUGCUGCCGCCUCGCCGCCUUUCGCUCCCGGAACAGCUGGCCCCGGCCUGCCUGGACUCUUCCACGGACUUGCAGAGACACGGCUCGGACCCUGGCAGUUAA